CAACAAGGAGUGCUGCAUCUUAUGUGAGUAUGUCCAUGAAUUUUUUUGAAUUAUCGUUGAAUUUUGCAUUUAGACGUCAAAUGCUGACCUCGCUAAGGCUUUGGAAAAGUGGAAAGGAGGAGCUGUUGAUUUGACGGUUUCAGGAGAUGUUGCGAGGUUACGAUUGAAUCGUCCGGAGAAAAGCAAUUGUUUAUCUGGGGAAAUGAUGAUACAGUUAAGGCAAAGGUCAGAGGAGAUAGCCUCGCUCACUGAACCUGGUGUACUGGUGGUUGAAGGCGUUGGACGAUCAUUUUGUAGUGGUGCUGAUCUGGAAUUCGUAAGCGAGAUAAGUACUCCAGUAAUUGGAAGCGCAUAUUAUCAGUUCAUGUUCGGUACAUUACGGAAUAUUCAUUCAUCUCCACUUGACGGUUUGGCUUGCGACCAGGCCGUAGAUUUACGACUCUUUCCUCUUCUAAGCUAA
Molecule: messenger RNA, 460 nt
Organism: Strongylus vulgaris
Lineage: Eukaryota; Metazoa; Nematoda; Chromadorea; Rhabditida; Strongylidae
Source: the annotation of a GenBank genome assembly